GCGAGCACAACCGGAAGCUAAUAAUUUUGAUAGAGUACAGGACUGACUGCGAUAAUUCAUUCAGAUUUAAGAAGGAUUAAACAUCAAAUCUUAGACCCGGGCACUUGACAAGGACAACAAAAUUGUCGUGGUUUGGCUGUAAAAUCGCUGUUUGGAGGAAAAGGGCGUGCUCGUGGUUCAAUCCCAACAGUAAACCCACCCCGAUCCCCCUCCCUUACCCUCCUCCUCCUCCCAUUGCUGGAUGCUAGCUCGGUGGUAGCCGUUGCAUGUCGUAUAGCACUCCCCGUAAAAAGUUGUGCUUCGUCCAUUUUACCCCAAAAUAAUCGACUCGGAGGAGAUCAGACUGCGGCAAAAGAAAAAAAGAUGGGAUGUACUCUGAGCACGGACGACAAGGCGGCGCAGGAGCGCAGCAAGAUGAUCGACAGGAACCUCCGGGACGACGGAGAGAAAGCUGCCCGGGAGGUGAAGCUGUUGCUGCUCGGGGCUGGGGAGUCUGGGAAGAGUACCAUUGUGAAACAGAUGAAGAUCAUCCAUGAAGCGGGCUACUCAGAGGAGGAGUGUAAGCAGUACAAGGCAGUUGUCUACAGCAACACCAUCCAGUCCAUUAUUGCCAUCAUCAGAGCCAUGGGACGCCUCAAGAUCGACUUUGCCGACCCAGCCAGAGCGGAUGACGCGCGGCAGCUGUUCGUGUUGGCCGGCUCGGCCGAGGAGGGCUUCAUGACCGGCGAGCUGGCCGGGGUCAUCCAGCGGCUGUGGAAGGACGGAGGAGUGCAGGCGUGCUUCAGCCGCUCCCGAGAGUACCAACUCAACGACUCUGCGGCCUACUAUCUGAAUGACCUGGACAGGAUAUCACACGGUGCUUACGUGCCCACCCAGCAGGACGUGCUGAGGACCAGAGUAAAGACCACCGGCAUUGUGGAGACACAUUUCACCUUCAAGGAUCUACAUUUCAAAAUGUUUGACGUUGGUGGCCAGAGGUCUGAGAGAAAGAAGUGGAUCCACUGCUUCGAGGGCGUCACAGCCAUCAUCUUCUGCGUGGCUCUCAGCGACUACGACCUCGUAUUGGCUGAAGACGAGGAAAUGAACCGAAUGCAUGAGAGCAUGAAGCUGUUCGACUCCAUCUGCAACAACAAGUGGUUCACGGACACCUCCAUUAUUCUCUUCCUCAACAAGAAGGAUCUCUUUGAGGAGAAGAUCAAAAAGAGCCCCCUCACAAUCUGCUACCCAGAAUAUGCAGGCUCCAACACAUACGAGGAAGCGGCGGCCUACAUUCAGUGUCAGUUUGAAGACCUGAACAAGAGGAAGGACACCAAGGAGAUCUACACCCAUUUCACCUGCGCCACCGACACCAAGAAUGUGCAGUUUGUGUUCGACGCCGUCACCGACGUCAUCAUCAAAAACAACCUGAAGGACUGUGGCCUUUUCUGAAGGCAGCUCGGCGGUCCUCCUGCCGGGUGACUAAACUCAACGAGCGUCUGGCCUUCAGACCCCCGCUGACAAAUGUCGCAUUUUUGACGUCUUAUUAACUUAUGUUCAUCUCUCAAAGAUUUAACGGCGGCGUGUAAACGAGAAACAUUUUGUGUAAAAUAUUUGUACAACUGUCUAUGGCUGGGGUUUUUCAACCUUUUUAAAAAUGUGCUCCUUUGAUCCAUUGUUUUUUUGUUGUUGUUUUUUUUAAAUUUUAUUUUAUAUAUAUAUAUAUAUAUAUAUAUGAAAAGGAGGAUCCUAGCUUUUUUUUUGUUUCCUUUCAGCAUGCCUUCGUUUCCUUCAGUUGACUUAGAUGUUAGCUUCACGUACUAGAUGUUGUUACCAUCUAACCUGCAUUCCAUUUUGUUUUAGAUUUUUUUUUUUUCCCUUUUUUCCUGCUUGGACAAACCAAGUUCGACCAACUCACUCCACAGGCCAAAUUCCCAUCUGAAUACUGUGAGAGCAAUUUUAACCUUUUCCAGCCGGUUCGCAUGUGCGCUCGAGACCAAAAGCCUGUGAAUGUGUGAGAGCCUGCGCGCGCGCAUGUGUUAAUGAGCGAGAAAGAGUAUGCACAAUCUCAAAACAAAGGGACUUUAUUCCUCUACGUGUCAUCCUCCUCUUUCAAAGUUGUAUUUUUCUAAGAAGCUAACGACAAGCAACAUUCCCGAUUGGAGGAAGAAGCUUUGAAAGGAAGGAUGUCUUUGUAGCACACAACGAACAGAGGCACACGUAGACUGUGUGCGGGGUUCACAACCGACAUAUCUGUGAUGGUUUCACGUUACAUAUCCCCCCCACCCCCGACACACACACCCAGCCUUCGAUUUUCCAUCGGAAGGGGGGGAACACAUCUGUGGACUAAUCUCCAUGAGUUUUUGCUAAUAAAAGAGCUACUAUGGUGAAACCGUGGCAGCUUAUGCAACAAUUGCUUCACUUUGAUUUUUGUGGUCAGAGAAACAUUCACUGAGCUGCUUAGUCAUAAUUACAAGGGAUAAUUGGAGAAAAUAGGGCAAGGGAGCGUGUCAGGUGACUUGUGGUGCAUUCGAGACUGCUGGGAUUUAAAAACGUUCAUACAUGGGGUAUGAAAGAGUCUUGAAGACUUUUGAAGGCGUGUUAAUAUUUAUGGUAAUUAGUAUUUGUAGGAUUCAGAUUCAGAGAUUUUAUUUGUCAUUGACACCAGCUCUCACAAGAUGACAACAGAUGCAACGAAAUUCCGUUCGAUGAGUGAGUAUCGGGCCGCUGAUGACUUU
Corythoichthys intestinalis (scribbled pipefish) is the source of this 2714-nucleotide messenger RNA. Its product is annotated as guanine nucleotide-binding protein G(i) subunit alpha-1. Gene Ontology annotation, cellular component: heterotrimeric G-protein complex. NCBI's taxonomy places the organism in Eukaryota, Metazoa, Chordata, Actinopteri, Syngnathiformes, Syngnathidae. The record is from RefSeq and is a predicted model, not a curated record. Bases 364 to 1428 code for a protein of 354 amino acids. Gene Ontology annotation, biological process: adenylate cyclase-modulating G protein-coupled receptor signaling pathway. The transcript has 9 exons. Gene Ontology annotation, molecular function: GTP binding; G protein-coupled serotonin receptor binding; G-protein beta/gamma-subunit complex binding.